AACAAUGCAAGUAAAAUAGGUUCUUGGAGUCCUGUCAUGCCGGUCAAAAUAUGCACGAUUUUUCUCCGAUUGUUCCUGAACGCGUCUAGUUCCGGAAGUGACGCACCGUUGUGUACUGGAACGUUUCCUUUUCACUUUUGGAAGCAGCUUCAGCACGGCCAUCAAAGAUGACUACAGCUGCAAGACCAACAUUUGAGCCGGCGAGAGGGGGUAGAGGAAAAGGAGAAGGGGAUUUGAGUGCUCUUUCUAAGCAGUAUUCCAGUCGGGAUCUUCCAGGUCACACCAAGAUCAAAUACAGGCAGCCUACCCAGGAUGCCCCUGAGGAAGUGCGUGCCCGUGAUUUUCGCCGAGAGCUGGAGGAGAGGGAGCGUGUAGCUGCUCGUGAGAAGACCAGAGAGAGGGGACCAAGAGAGCACACCACAUCAUCUUCUUCAUCAUCAACAUCUUCAAAAAGGCCCAGACUGGAUCAGAUCCCAGCAGCCAACCUUGAUGCCGAUGACCCUCUCACUGAUGAUGACGAAGACGAGAACUCAGAUGAAGAAAGUGAUGAUGACGACACUGCAGCCCUGCUGGCUGAACUUGAAAAAAUUAAGAAAGAGCGAGCUGAAGAGCAAGAACGCAAAGAAAGAGAGCAGAAGGCAGAGGAAGAGAGGAUUCGAAUGGAAAAUAUUUUGAGUGGAAAUCCAUUGAUAAAUUUAGCAGGACAGCAACAGCAGCAGCAGCAACAACAACAACAGAGCCAAACUCAGAACACAUUCAGAGUCAAGAGAAGGUGGGAUGAUGACGUAGUGUUCAAAAACUGCGCCAAAGGAGUGGAUGAGGCGCGGAAAGAGAAACGUUUUGUCAACGACACGCUGCGCUCUGAGUUCCACAAGAAAUUUAUGGAGAAAUAUGUAAAGUAGAGGACUUUGUGUGUGUGUUUCAUUUGAUCUUUUUUAAUUGAAAAUGUUUUAGUUUCAAGCAUUUUAAUUGCAGCUGGCAUUUAUUUACAGUCUAACUAAUUGGAAACCGUACUGUCUGCAGGUCAGUUGCUGUUUGCGUAAAUCAUGAAAGUUUGAAGCACAUUUCAGAAUGUGAUUUCAGUAUUUCUGUCAUGCAUUUUUCAUUAUUUGAAUAAACAUUGACUUUUUUUCCCUUGAA
This is a messenger RNA of Nothobranchius furzeri (turquoise killifish), 1140 nucleotides long. It is a transcript of the gene cwc15, whose product is annotated as CWC15 spliceosome associated protein homolog. Lineage: Eukaryota; Metazoa; Chordata; Actinopteri; Cyprinodontiformes; Nothobranchiidae. Gene Ontology annotation, cellular component: catalytic step 2 spliceosome. The record is from RefSeq and is a predicted model, not a curated record. Gene Ontology annotation, biological process: mRNA cis splicing, via spliceosome. Gene Ontology annotation, molecular function: RNA binding.